AGCGUUAGAACGCCGGAUAAGUGCUGUGUGAUGGCGAAGUACUGUCUGAAAAAGGUUAGCAAAAGGCAGAGUUGUGCCAAACGUUAUAAAAUUGAGAAGAAAGUCAGGGAACAUAAUCGCAAGGUCAAGAAAGAGGCUAAGAAACUGGGUCGGAGAAAGAAGAAGGAGAAGGUGAUUACAGUACCAAAGGCUUGCCCUUUUAAAGAGGAGAUCCUUAUGGAAGCAGAGAAAGUUCGGGAGCGUUUGAAAGCGAGAGCUGAAGCAAAGAAGGAGGCAGUUAUCCAAGCUCGUGCAGAGAAACGAAAAGGUUUAGUGCCAGCAGAUCUUCAGUCGCUUGCUGCAAGAGCAGAAAAAGAGGGUGAAGCAUUUGAAAGGGUGCAGAGUUCCAAAAGUGACGCUGUUGAUGGAUUCAAUCCUUUAAAUAACAAGACCAUCAAAGCCUAUGCUGCUGAAGUUUUUGAAUAUCCGUCAUUAUCUUUGUGGGUACUGGAUGCACGUGAUCCUCUCGGAAGUCGUAGUUCCUCUGUUGAACAGCAAGUCCUGGGCAGUGGCAAACGUCUUGUACUUCUGUUGAAUAAGAUCGAUCUUGUCCCAAGAGAGAAUGUUGCGAAAUGGUUGACGUAUUUGAGAACACAGAUGCCCACUAUAGCAUUUAAAGCCAGUACACAGGAGCAAAACACAAACAUAAGUAGAUUCCCCAGCUCAAAUCUGAACAAUUUAUCAUCUUCAAAAUGCAUUGGAGCCGAUAUCGUGAUGAAAUUACUCGGAAAUUAUUGUCGAAAUAAGGACAUAAAAACAAGUAUACGGGUUGGAGUUGUCGGGUUUCCUAAUGUUGGUAAAAGCAGCGUUAUAAAUAGCCUUAAGAGAAGACGUGCAUGUAACGUCGGCGCGAUGCCUGGUGUUACUAAGUACGUUGCUUUGAAAAAUACGAUUCGUAUCGAUUCGUUGGCUGACUACGUUGGGCCUGUCUGUGCAAUUCUUAGAAGAUGCUCGAAAGAGACGUUGAUGCUGCACUACUCUAUUCCCGAAUAUCAUUCUACUGAUCAAUUCCUUGCUUUGGUUGCCCGGAAAUUAGGUCGACUCAAGAAAGGAGCGAGACCUGAUACGAACGCAGCCGCAAAACAUGUGUUAAACGAAUGGAAUAAUGGAAGACUUCGUUACUAUACUCAUCCACCUGAAGAAACAUCUACGGUUUCCGCAGAUACUGCUGUGUCGGCGGAAAUUGUGAGCCAGUUCAGCAAAGAAUUCGAUAUUGAUGCUCUUGACAACGAUUUAAGAAAAUUAGUCGACGGUUGGUUUUGUAUUGUCUUCGCGCUUUCCAUUGCACUUUUAUUCCAUGUGUAUUGCCAUAAAUUGCACUUUUUGCAUUUCUUCUGGGGACAAACAGUUUGA
Messenger RNA from Angiostrongylus costaricensis, 1392 nucleotides. NCBI's taxonomy places the organism in Eukaryota, Metazoa, Nematoda, Chromadorea, Rhabditida, Metastrongylidae. The record is from the annotation of a GenBank genome assembly.